AUGGACAAACCGUCGGGCGGGAUGAGCAAGGCGGGCUCGCGCUCCACGGCCUCCCUGCCGCCGGAGCCGGCGGACAUCGUGCAGAGCAUGUCCUGCUACCGGCGCGUGCGCCUCAACGUCGGCGGCCUGCCGCACGAGGUGCUUUGGAGGACGCUGGACCGGCUGCCGCGCACGCGCCUGGGCAAGCUGCGCGACUGUAGGACGCACGAGGCGCUCAUGGACAUCUGCGACGACUACAACCUGGACGACAACGAGUACUUCUUUGACCGACAUCCGGGAGCCUUCACGUCCAUCCUGAACUUCUACCGCACGGGCAAGCUGCACAUGAUGGAGGAGAUGUGCGCGCUGUCCUUCAGCCAGGAGCUGGACUACUGGGGCGUGGACGAGAUCUACCUGGAGUCGUGCUGCCAGGCGCGCUACCACCAGAAGAAGGAGCAGAUGAACGAGGAGCUGAAGCGCGAGGCCGACACGCUGAAGGACCGCGAGGGCGAGGAGUUCGACAACACGUGCUGCUCGGAGAAGCGCAAGAAACUGUGGGACCUGCUGGAGAAGCCGGGCUCAUCUGUAGCAGCCAAGAUAUUGGCCAUCGUCUCUAUAUUGUUCAUUGUGCUGUCCACCAUUGCCCUGUCACUCAACACCCUCCCAGAACUGCAAGAUACUGAUGAGUUUGGCCAGAGCACGGAUAACCCCCAACUGGCGCAUGUUGAGGCAGUGUGCAUUGCCUGGUUCACCAUGGAGUAUCUCCUUCGCUUCCUCUCUGCACCCAAUAAAUGGAAAUUCUUCAAAGGUCCACUCAACAUCAUCGAUCUGCUAGCCAUCCUUCCAUACUAUGUCACCAUUUUCCUAACUGAGUCCAACAAGAGUGUGCUGCAGUUUCAAAACGUACGGCGAGUGGUGCAGAUCUUUCGGAUAAUGCGAAUUUUGCGAAUUCUUAAAUUAGCUCGUCACUCCACAGGACUGCAGUCAUUGGGCUUCACAUUACGCCGCAGUUACAAUGAACUGGGCCUUCUAAUCCUCUUCUUAGCCAUGGGUAUCAUGAUCUUCUCUAGUUUGGUCUUUUUUGCAGAGAAGGAUGAAGAGGACACAAAGUUCAAGAGCAUCCCAGCCUCCUUUUGGUGGGCUACUAUCACCAUGACCACUGUGGGAUAUGGGGACAUUUACCCAAAGACAUUGUUAGGAAAGAUUGUUGGCGGUCUCUGCUGCAUUGCAGGAGUGCUGGUAAUUGCCCUACCCAUUCCUAUCAUUGUAAACAACUUCUCUGAGUUCUACAAGGAGCAGAAGAGACAAGAAAAAGCCAUCAAGAGGCGUGAAGCUCUGGAACGAGCGAAGCGCAAUGGCAGCAUAGUAUCCAUGAAUGUCAGAGAUGCGUUUUCCCGUGGUGCAGAGCUUCUUGAUGUGGUGGUGAUGGAGAAGGGUGAGAAGUCUCAGGACAACCAUCUCUCACCUAGUCGCUGGAAGUGGUCAUCCAAGAGAGCUGCGUCUGACACCAGCUCCAAUCGUUCAUUUAAUCCAGAGCAGGGCUCCCCAGGUAAGGCCAGGGCCUCCAGCCCACAGAGGCUCAAUGCACAGAAACUGGAGGAAAUGUACAAGCAGAUGACCAAGACCCAGUCUCAGCCCAACCUCAACACCAAAGACAGAAGUGCAUCCCGAGCAGGGUGCAGAAGAGACGAGAUUGAGCUGGGCACUUUGUCGGGCCAAGGAGCUGACCCACUGGGCGGUCGUGAAGGAGUGGUGGACAUGAAAAGUUUGUCCAGCAUUGACAGUUACAUCAGCUGUGCCACAGACUUCCAAGAGAACCCACGGUUCCCCUACAGUUCAGCAGGGGGCUUGUCCCUUCUGGAGAGCUCUCGUUUCUCACACAGUCCUGGCUCUGGGUUUUCAGGACGGGUCAGUGCCAACCCCAGCCUUCAAACCACCAUGGAGCACGAGCCAAUGCUUACCCCACCAUGCUCUGCUGCGAAGCCUCACGACACAGAGGAUUCCCACCGACAUGGUGUAAACCCUCUAAAAACACACUCCCUUAAAGUGAAUCAUCGUGGUUGUGGGGAGACCAGUCCAGCUGGUGGCCCUCUAUCAGACAGCUCUGCUCUCUCAGAUCGUUCCCUUCUCAGUCCCGAGGUAUCUAUCUAUACUACAGCCAGCAGCAGGACUCCACCUAAGACACCCGAAGGUGUUGCGCUCACACCUACCGUCUUCACGUUCCACGAUGCCUCUAUCAGCAGGUACAUUGAUGCUGAUACAGAUGAUGAAGAGCAUCUACGUGAAGGCUGUCCAUCAGACCGCCUACUGGGAGGUCUGGGCACCAAGUCUCGGCUCAGUAUUGGCCACCAGGGGGGCACCAACCACCUGGAGGCUGCACAGAGGCUCUUAGGCCAGAACUGCCUGUUCCCAUUGGGAAGCACACCAAGUGGAAGCCAUGAUAACCACGUGAUGCUGGAUGCCUCACGUAGGUCUAAAGGGGAUAAAGGUCGUUCCCACACCUUCGAUGAAAGCCUAUGAAGCUCUGGAGAGUGCUGUAGUGGGAGUCACUAUAGUGAGAGUCAGAGCAGGGAGUGAGGCACAGGCACCGGAGAUAGCACAGGCCCCGUGCAGCGUCACUUUAGAGACAUUUGACUCAGCCCAGGCAGCCAACUCAGGAGGCAUCCUGCAAGG
Molecule: messenger RNA, 2652 nt
Organism: Colossoma macropomum (tambaqui)
Lineage: Eukaryota; Metazoa; Chordata; Actinopteri; Characiformes; Serrasalmidae
Gene: kcnb1
Product: potassium voltage-gated channel, Shab-related subfamily, member 1
Exons: 2
Coding region: 1-2499 (832 amino acids)
Biological process (GO): potassium ion transmembrane transport; protein homooligomerization
Cellular component (GO): membrane; voltage-gated potassium channel complex
Molecular function (GO): protein binding; delayed rectifier potassium channel activity
Source: RefSeq, a predicted model, not a curated record